Messenger RNA from Pseudo-nitzschia multistriata, 2846 nucleotides. The record is from the annotation of a GenBank genome assembly. NCBI's taxonomy places the organism in Eukaryota, Bacillariophyta, Bacillariophyceae, Bacillariales, Bacillariaceae.
CUCCCCACCAUUCGACCGAACCUAUCGUACGGUGUCGUGGUACGCCCGCAGGUCAAAAAGUGAAGAAAACGAAGCACCAGCGGAGUCGAACGUCCCCUGGAAAGAACAAUCAAUUAAGAAGAAGGGCCCUAUUGCCUGUUGCUCUAUACCGAAUCUCUGCCACGGGGCCCCUGCACGGAGAGAGGGUUCCUGCACCUGCUGUUCCUGCACUUGCGGUUCCUGCUCGAGCGAAGUACUUCUACUGUACAACAACACUGCCCAGCAAACGACCGCACCGGAAUCACCACACCAAAGCUUUACAGGAAUAGAGCUAUUGGUUGUUGCAGUGUGUGUGCCGACCGAUGAACUCCUUUGUCAAGCGCGACACCUUCUCGUACGACAUUGUUUCUGCCCCGGGGGUUCCCCUCAAGAUGAGGCGACCCACGAUCAUCGUGGCCGAGGAAGAGGAUUCCGGGUCGGAAUCGGAGGACAUCACCAACCACACCACGGCGAUGGACUCCUCUCGGUGUUCCACCGACCUUGGCGCGAGCGCUGGGGACUCGCCGGGAAGGUCCGCCGGCCUGGCCUUUCGCCAGGGCCUGGACAUGCCGGCCAACGAGUUCGCGGAGGGCUGCAAGCUCUUGCAGGCCGCCGCCCUGUCCAGGAGGGAGGUGAUGGAGGGAAUCCUGGAGCAGCGUCCCCGGCUGGUCAACUUUCGUGACUACGACCGGAGGACCGCCAUCCACGUCGCCGCGAGCGAGGGCCACCUCGACAUCGUCAAGUAUCUGGUCCGGAAGGGAGCCCGGAUCAACCGGAGCGACCGGUGGGGCGGGAGCCCGCUGGACGACGCUUCGAGACACCGCCACAAGGAGGUAGUCCUCUACCUCCGGACCCUGGGCGCGACCACCGGGAGCGCCAGCAAGUCGGCCAACUUCAUCAAGGCCGCCGCCUGCGGGGACCUGGACGAGGUAGAGGUCCUGCUUACCUCGGCAGACGUUGACGUCAACGAGGGAGACUACGACAAGCGGACCGCCCUGCACCUGGCUGCCGGGGAGGGACACGCCGACAUCGUCCGGCUCCUGUGCCGGCACAAGGCAAAUGUCAACACGGAGGACCGAUGGGGAAACCGACCCCUCGACGAUGCCCUCCGCAGCAAGAGCGAGGAGAGCGCCAAGGUCCUGAGAGAAUACGGUGCCCUGAAAGGAUUGAAAAAAGAAAACACCGUCGACGAUUCCACGACCAGAAGGAGGGAGACCGCCAACCUGGAGGUCAAGUUCGACGAGCUCGAAAUGGUGGACAAGAUCGGAAAGGGAUCCUUCGGAGAAAUCUAUAGGUGUCGGUAUGUUCGAUUGUCUCGUCUUGUGUUGUGUUUCGAACACAAAAUCUGGCACAGCCCAAUCGAAACACCAAAACGCUACACUCCGCUCACUAUUUUUUCAAUUCUAUUGUUUAUUGAUGUGAUUGCACAAUAGAUGGAGGGAUAUCAUGGUUGCCGGUAAGUAACAGAUGGAAAAAUAGUUUGACACAUGAUAGACGGGUGUCACUUCUCACCAAUGCCGUGCCUUAAAACAUAUCCCAAUCCGCAUGGAUAUAUCCAUGCUUGCAGCGAAAUGCAUUCGAACAGCAAAGGUGCAGAAAGAUUGGGCCAUAAAACAAGCACUGCAGCAACUGCAGGACGGCGUCGAUGCGGCCGAUGUCAUUGACGAAAUCGACGCUGUUCAAAUACCGGAGGCCGACAAGCUCAAGGCGUUGUCGGAUUUUAGAACGGAGAUAUCGAUUCUCAAAUCUCUGCGCCACCCGAACAUCGUGCUGAUGCUGGCAUACUCGACAACCCAGGACCUCGAGGUCAUGAUCAGCGAACUCAUGAGAUGCAGCCUGUUGGACAUUUUCAAAGCACACAUCAUCAAUGGCACAAAAAUGAAAAUGAAGGACAAAAUUGCCUAUGCGACCCAGCUGGCCCAGGGAAUGCAUUACCUGCACACCUGCAAACCGGUCAUCAUCCACCGCGAUCUGAAACCGGCCAACCUGCUAAUCGAUAACUCGGGCGUAUUGAAGGUUGCCGAUUUUGGGCUAUCAAAAGUGCGCCCGGAUCGGAAACGCAACGAAAAGGACACCUUCAUGAUGACAGGCGAGACGGGAAGCUACCGUUUCAUGGCUCCGGAGAUCUUCCGCCACAUGAGCUACAACGAAACCGUAGACGUCUACUCCUACGGAAUGAUUCUGUUCUACCUCCUGGACGGGAAACCUCCGUGGCCAACCGAAAACGGAUUGGUGGCGGCUACAAAAGCAGCGGAGCAGGGCGACCGUCCCACAAUACCCAGAAGCUGGGACAUCAAGCUCCAGGGAUUGCUCCAGAAUUGCUGGGACGAAAAUCCCUCGUGCCGCCCCUCGUUCCACCAGAUCCUCAAGGUCCUCCGCCAACACACCCGUACGUAUAUAGAUCGACAAUUCGUCGCAUGGAUCUCGUCGUGUGCUCUGCGUCUAAAAUCUGGUUCCGAAAUCUAACAACGACUUAAAAUUUUAUUUCUUCUUUUGUUUCCAGGAACCGUCUUCCCAUCCGAAUCGGAAUUCCUCCAGGCUUCAAGCCCUACACUGCCAACGGAGGAAGGUCGCUGCCGAUGCGUCAUGAUGUAGAGUUGCUUGUUAUUGUGAUACACCCAAGUAUUGUUUCAAUUGACUAUGGUGAUAAUGUACGAUGUGAAGAAAGUAUGGAGUGUAUGACACUCUUUUGUCAAUGUCUGUGUGUUCUUGCAGUCUCUACUACCGUGAAGCAUAGUUUUGGUUUUUCAAAGAAAACGUCUAUUACUAUGAUUAUUCACGGGGCAUUCAUUGCACAUUUUUGAUAUUCAUAAACUAAUAAGAAGCCA